AUGAUGCAAGAACAAAAGGAUUUGCUGGCUCUAGAAAUAUUCAAAAACACAGAGAUGUUUAUCGUGAACUCCAUCGGCCUGGUGGGGAAAAUUUUUAAGGUCUGGUGUCAUAGCAACAACCUUACAAAGUAUACAACAACAGAUGGCUUGUCGGACCCGGAUGAGCCAGCUUUUGAGGCCGAAAAGCAGGUCUCAAAAGUGUUCCCGGACUGUCUCAAACCAGAAGCCAAGCGGGUGAAGCUAGGGCGGAAUGGUUGGAUUUUGGAUUUCCCUCUAGCUGGUCCACUUUAUACCAGGCUGGCAGUGAUGGCGCGACAGCGCCACCGCCUAGGCGACAAGUUUCCAUGGAAAAACCAGAUCUCUGUUGCUGAUUGGCGCUGUGUCUGUAGCCACCACCAGGCUGGCGCCAGUCUCCAAGCGGUCUCCAAGGGCUCCAUACUGUGA
Molecule: messenger RNA, 444 nt
Organism: Histoplasma capsulatum G186AR
Lineage: Eukaryota; Fungi; Ascomycota; Eurotiomycetes; Onygenales; Ajellomycetaceae
Exons: 3
Coding region: 1-444 (147 amino acids)
Source: RefSeq, a predicted model, not a curated record